CGAGUUCCCAGAGCACAGUCAAGUCGGAUUCCUUUGGGAAAGAUCUCUCUCUCUCUCUCUCUCUCUCUCUCUCUCUCUCUCUCUCUCUCUCAUAUAGCCUAUCACUUUUUGGAAUCCGGGGGAGCGAAGUAAGUAUUCACCGUCACGAGGGUCCACUUCUUCUUCUUCAUUUCACCUGGCUCAUUCAUUUUAUUUGUGCCGAAAAUAGAUAGAGACUGAAGAAGAAGUCGUCGUCGAUUUUGGAUAAUACCAUUUCCGCAAAGGUUCUUGUUGUGAUGGUAUUGUUUCUUGAAGUGACACUGGACUUUUGCACUCCCUCGGCUGCAGGGAGCUUGUCCACGUGUUUUGGAUGUUGACAGCUCGCUCCUUUUCGUUUUCUGUUUACACAGAGGAAGCGAUACACACCAGUGCAGAGAGAGAGAGAGAGAGAGAGAGAGAGAGAGAGAGAUCUGCACGCGCGCCCGUAGAUCUCUAGCUGGUUUUUUCUAUUUUUAUUUGUAUUUUUUUUUCUACGGAUCAACGAAGAAAGAACAGAGGACUAUAAGAUCGACAGGGGAAGCAAAAGUCCGCGUUAAUGUUUGGGAUUCAGGAGAGCAUCCAGAGGAGCGGGAGUAGUAUGAAGGAAGAGCCGAUCGGCGGGAUGAACGCGGUGCGCUCGUGGAUGCAGGGAGCCGGCCUGCUGGACGCCACCACCGCCGCGCAGAGUGGUGUAGGUCUGGCCCGAGCUCACUUUGAGAAGCAGCCUCCCUCAAAUCUGCGCAAAUCCAACUUCUUCCACUUUGUGUUGGCUCUGUAUGACAGACAGGGGCAGCCCGUGGAGAUUGAGCGCACGUCUUUCGUUGGAUUUGUGGAAAAAGAAAAGGAACCGACCGGUGAAAAAACAAACAAUGGGAUUCAUUACAAAUUGCAACUUCUCUACAGUAACGGGAUAAGGACAGAACAAGACUUCUAUGUACGAUUGAUUGACUCCAUGACAAAACAGCCUAUUAUCUAUGAAGGUCAAGACAAGAAUCCGGAGAUGUGCCGAGUGCUGUUGACACAUGAGAUCAUGUGCAGCCGCUGCUGUGACAAGAAGAGUUGCGGCAACCGUAACGAGACACCCUCUGAUCCUGUCAUCAUAGACAGAUUUUUCCUAAAGUUUUUCCUGAAGUGUAACCAGAACUGUCUAAAGAAUGCAGGGAACCCAAGAGACAUGCGACGCUUCCAGGUGGUAGUCUCUACGACAGUCAGCGUGGAUGGUCAUGUUCUGGCUGUGUCUGAUAACAUGUUUGUGCACAACAACUCUAAACAUGGGCGCAGGGCUCGCCGACUGGACCCCUCAGAGGGCACGCCCUCAUACUUGGAACAUGCCACACCCUGCAUUAAAGCCAUCAGUCCCAGUGAGGGCUGGACUACAGGAGGGGCUACUGUUAUCAUCAUCGGGGACAAUUUCUUUGAUGGGUUGCAGGUCAUAUUUGGCACCAUGCUGGUCUGGAGUGAGCUUAUCACACCUCAUGCCAUUCGGGUACAGACUCCCCCCAGGCACAUUCCCGGGGUGGUGGAAGUCACUCUGUCCUACAAGUCCAAACAGUUCUGUAAGGGGACACCAGGCAGAUUCAUUUACACAGCACUGAAUGAGCCCACCAUUGACUAUGGCUUCCAGCGGUUGCAGAAGGUCAUCCCCAGACAUCCAGGUGAUCCUGAACGCUUGCCAAAGGAAGUGAUUCUGAAAAGAGCAGCAGAUCUUGUCGAAGCCUUGUAUGGGAUGCCUCACAAUAAUCAGGAGAUCAUUCUGAAAAGGGCAGCUGACAUCGCUGAGGCACUCUACAAUGUACCACGCACCCACAACCAGCUCUCUGGUCUGGCAAACAGCUCUGUGCACACUGGCAUGAUGGGCGUCAACUCUUUCCAUGGCCAGCUUGCUGUCAACGUCUCUGAAUCCACACAGGGAGCCAAUCAGGGUUUCAGUCGGAACACAAGUAGUGUGUCUCCUCACGGCUAUGUGCCCAGCACUACACCCCAGCAAGGCAGCUACAGUACCGUGAGCACGAGUAUGAAUGGAUAUGGUAACAGCAGCAUGACCACGCUAGGAGGAUCCCCCAACUUCCUAAAUGGCUCAGCUGCCAAUUCUCCCUAUGCCAUCGUGCCCUCUAGUCCCACCAUGGCAUCCUCCACCAGCCUGCCCUCCAACUGCAGCAGCUCCUCAGGCAUAUUCUCCUUCUCACCGGCCAACAUGGUGUCUGCGGUUAAACAGAAGAGCGCCUUUGCCCCAGUGGUGCGUCCCCAAGCCUCACCACCUCCCACCUGCACCAGUGCCAAUGGCAACGGUCUCCAAGUAGAUCAGUCUUUUGUGGACUCUAGCAAGUAUUCCACAGCCAGCUCCCUGCAGGGACUGGCCUUCUCCUGAACGAUCACAGGGAUGAUCGUUCCUCCCAUGUAGUGGUUGCUGGGCUGCUGAUAAGACACGUUUAUUUAUCGGCUCAUGCUCAGAACUCCCUCAGCCUGGACCCUGAAGGUCUGACUGUCUCCAUAAGGACAAGGGAAGAAAAAAAAAGACAAACCCCAACUUUGAAAACUCAGGCCUUUUUACAAGGAAUUUGAAAUGAAGGGAAAAGGACGGGGUGUUGGUUUGAUUUUUUUCUAAAUUCAUUUUUAAACUCCAAGUCGUUUUGAAGUGAACAUUAUAAACAUUUUAUACAGACUGUACCAUACACAUAUGACACUAUGAAAGCAGUUUCAUCUGUAAUGUUCCUGUUGUAUAGCAGUGAGGGGAAAAUUGCAGUUCUGUUUAACAGGUGCAUUUAUGUUUGAUGUUUUUGAGAUAUUUAAGAAAUUUAUAAUACUGAAUAGCUGUGUAAACAGGUGUUUUCUGUACAAGCAAAAUGAAAAUGAACUCUUUCUCAUGGCAUUAGUCCAUGGCCAACAAAUGAAGUUUGCCAUCCAUGUUGCUUUUUGAUUUGUUUGUUAAGUUUUCCUGCCAUAUUGAGUAAUCUUUUGUAUUGGUUGUCCAGGUACAUGCUGAUUUGAUUAUCUGUCUUUAUGGACAGGAGAACACUUUAAAAGCAGUCAUGAGCUGAUUUUCAUUAGCCUUCUGGCCCACUGUGAAGAUCCCAGACCCACAUCCUGCUCGAGGAACAUAAUUUUUGAAAUGAAUCCAUAUUUAUAUUUGUACAAAAAUAAUUUGCUGCUCAUGAGUGCCAGAAUAUGUAGUACACACACACACACACACACACACACACACACACACACACACACACACACACACACACACACACACACACAAAGA
This is a messenger RNA of Neoarius graeffei (lesser salmon catfish), 3265 nucleotides long. It is a transcript of the gene ebf1a, whose product is annotated as EBF transcription factor 1a. Gene Ontology annotation, biological process: regulation of transcription by RNA polymerase II. Gene Ontology annotation, molecular function: RNA polymerase II cis-regulatory region sequence-specific DNA binding; DNA-binding transcription factor activity, RNA polymerase II-specific. The coding region runs from base 575 to 2386 and encodes 603 amino acids. The transcript is spliced from 17 exons. The record is from RefSeq and is a predicted model, not a curated record. Lineage: Eukaryota; Metazoa; Chordata; Actinopteri; Siluriformes; Ariidae.